CAAAAAUAAACGUCGCUUUCUGAGUGUUAGAUUGGCUCUUGUUGCUGUCAGUCUCUUCGCCUUCCGCUGCAUUUUUAGGUUUGGUCGUCCUUCGGUCAACAAUGCAGACAGGCGGUCUCUGUGUCCAGCAGUAAUACUGAGCCUUGUGUCAGGAUGGUUCGUUCAGAAACUGACACUUUCCCUCCAGCUCCUACUGAUUGACCACAGAUCCGUCGUUCGGCUCAAAGCACUCGCGUUGUUUGAGGGGCCCAGCCGUUAUCCACAAGAGAAGAUGGGAAAUGGAGAGAGUCAUAGUUUGAACAGAAUCUGCCGAUGCCCAUUUUCUGCUGAAGAACGCAUUAUUCUGGAUAAGAUUUUUGGCUCGAUGUCUGGCUCAACGAGCAGUGCAAAAGGUGGAAAAGCUACUCAGAAGCAAGUUACUCUGGCCAUGUUAAAGGCUUACGUGCAUCCAGGUGUGCUGGGCCCCAUGACAAUCCGACUCUACAAUGCAAUGAGAAGCGUAGAUCCAAUUAAAAGAACCGAAGGCCCCAGUAAUGCUAUAAGCAAGAAACAGUUUGUUUUAUUCCUUGCUUAUGCAAUGCGAGGCACAGCUGAAGAAAAAGCUUUUAUAAUUCAGAGAAUGAUUUCCCAAGAUGCGGAUGGUGAUAUAAAAGGAAGGGAAAUAAAAGAGUUCACAAAGGAUCUGAUUAUAGCAGUGAUCCAGUUGCUGCAAGUUGAAGGCAUGCUUCGAGGUUGGUCUUUGGAGAAAACCUCAGAGCCUACUAUAGGCACAUUACGUCUGACGAAUUUUCUGAUAUCUCAGUUGAAGUCUAAAGAUGGACAACAUCUGGCGGCAGAUGAUUUGCAGAAUGAAGAAUAUGGACAGCGUGAACUAAAGGACUGGAUGUACACAGUCUCUCUCAUUUCUACUUUUCUCCAUAUAUUUGUAGCAAUGGGCCUUCGUAUUACAAAUUCAGAGUCCCAAGGUGAAGUCUUUAGCACAAAACAUCUGCUGCCAAAGUGCGUAGGUAUAAAAUAUACUGGGGUGUUUACUGUAUUUGACAUUCCAUCAAUCAUGUACCUCAACGCCUACCUACCUUCAGAACAUCAACACAAAUGGCAGCUACUGUUCUCCUCUCAGUUCCAUGGAGCAAGUUUCACUCGCUUAUGCAGUCUGACUCUACACAAAGGACCGACAUUAUUGAUUGUAAAGGAUUCGGAUAGUUACGUCUUUGGUGGGUAUGCUUCCCACAGCUGGGAUGCAAGACCACAGUUCCAAGGGGACAAUAAAUGUUUUUUGUUUACGCUGAGUCCACGAUUAGGGAUCUAUACUUGUACAGGUUACAAUGACCAUUAUAUGUAUCUAAACCAUGGCCAACAGACAAUGCCAAAUGGACUGGGUAUGGGAGGGCAGCUUUAUUAUUUUGGAUUGUGGAUUGAUAGCAAUUAUGGCGAAGGACACAGCAAAGCAAAGCCCAAGUGUACAACUUACAAUAGUCCACAGCUGUCUGCCCACGAACAUUUCGUGAUUGACACUUUGGAGGUAUGGAGUGUCGGGAAUCCACCUGAUGAUCAACUGCCUCAGCCCAAGAGUGUACUGGAUUCGGAACCUGAAGCACAGGCCUUGCUGCACAUGAUUGGAAAAAUAAGAAUGAGUGAUGGAUUACGAGAACCAAGUGAGGAUAAUGGAGAGGAAUGAAGUACUCCCUGAAUGUGAAAGCACAGAAUAAAUGGCACAAUGUACAAUAGCCUUUAAAUUUCACCAUAAUUCCUUACAAAAAAAGGGGACACAUUUGAAUUAUUCAAGUCUCUGGUAUUUGGAGGAAGCCUUAACUAAUAAGCAGAUGAGGGCAGACUUCCCUGUUGCUUGAAAUGGAAUAGUAAUUAAGUAUAUGCAUCACAAUUAAAGAUUUGCCCACUAUAAAUACAAGGGUGCAUGAACAACAAAACAUCAUCAACUGAUUCCCUGACUGGUUUUCAUGGCUGGAAGGAACAAUGAGAAGGCUAAUUCCACAGACACUAUAACUACAGAACCAUUGUGUUAAGAAGAGAAAAUGGAGGUAAGAUUCACUUUUUGUUGUAAAGAAGGGAAUUUUACUGACUUUAAUGCAUCUAGCCCAGCAUCUUCACCCAUUAUCAAGCACUGAGCAGUUUCUAAUUUAGGUUUAUGUAAAAAAAUUACUGUCUUAGUUAAAGCUGUUAAGAGUGCUGUAUCAGUUGAAGACAGAAAUGAGUCAAUACCAAACUGAUGCUCACUGCAGAUAUAGGGUAUGGUAUAAGUGAAUCUUUAUAAGAUCGGAUACUUUUUCUGAUCAUAAUCUGGAUUGUUACAUAGAUUUAAAUGUCAUCAAUUUAUCACUGAUUUAUGCAGCAUAACUGCAAAAGUUUGUAUUACUUAACACUGCUGCAG
This is a messenger RNA of Hemiscyllium ocellatum (epaulette shark), 2389 nucleotides long. It is a transcript of the gene meak7, whose product is annotated as MTOR associated protein, eak-7 homolog. Gene Ontology annotation, biological process: TOR signaling. NCBI's taxonomy places the organism in Eukaryota, Metazoa, Chordata, Chondrichthyes, Orectolobiformes, Hemiscylliidae. The transcript has 8 exons. Bases 272 to 1678 code for a protein of 468 amino acids. The record is from RefSeq and is a predicted model, not a curated record.